AUGGGCGACGCUCGGGACCGGGACCAGCUCCUCGACGCACUGGCCGAGGCCACCGCCUUCUUCGCAUCCGAAGGGCGGGCGCGCAUGGCCUUGCGGCGGCCAUCCCCAGAGCGCAGCCGCGUACUGCAGUGGCUCGGCGCCCUCAGCGCCACCGAGCGCGCGGCUGUGUGCACGGUCGUCGACGCAGCGUUUGUCCGCCUCGUGAUCGAAAUGAAGGCGGCUGCCAAGUCCAAGCUCAAGGCGCGCAUUGACCAGUUCCACGUGCUCCGCCCGCUCAAGGCCAAGGAGGCUUCCCGCGCCACGUUUAGCCGGCGCCCGUUGCUGCGCACGCGCGACGGCGACGACCUCACAUUGCCCUACUCGGCGGCCUACGACGAGGCGGCCACCGAGCUCGUGGCAAACUUGCUCAUCUUCAACGGUACCAAGUCGUGCGACACGAUCUCGCCGUCGACGACGGUCGUGGAGGACGUCGACCGCUUUGUGCGUCUCAUGGACGCACUCACAAAGGGUCACUUCUUGGCCAAAGAGCCGUCCGAGGCAACGCUCAAGACGCUGCCGUGGGCCGAGCAGCCCUGGCUCGCCGACCUCGGUUACUACUCGCUGGCGACCUACGUAGCACACCAAAUGGAGCUUCAUAUUUGGCGCCAGUUCAAGACGCAGUCGGUGCCACCGAUCGGGCUCUUCGCCAAGCGGCACCUCGUUGCGCAGUGGGUCGCGACCGAUGCCAGCGCACAGGCAACCGUGCUCCUCGGCGUGCAGCGAGACACAAGGACCUUCCUGCACGACUUUGCCGGGCGCUCGUGGCCAGCGUUGCGAGCGUCGCUGAGUCUUUUGGCCGAGGUCAUGCAGCCGGCACCUGCUCCCAUCAUGACGCCCGAAGCCAUCUUUAGCUGUACACUCACUGAGGCCGGCGCGCGACCGCAGUUUGCACUCAUCAAGAUGCUGUGGGCCGAGCACUUGCAGACGGCGUGCACAGGGCUCCUCGAAGCGUCGUUGGUGCCAGUACCGUUGACGACAACCGCAACGAGUCUCUCGGCCAAGCAGCGCAAGCGCAAGGAGCACAAGCGCCAGGCCAAAGAGAAGAAACGAGAGAAGGAACUCCACUCGCUGAGCCUUGGACUUGUCCACGCCGAGAUGCGUCGGCAGUUCAAACAGACCCAGCGCGACAAGGCCAUCGUCAAGCAAGUGCUCGACGACCUUGUCGAGCGUGUCGUUGCGCUGGCCCCCGCGCCACCAAAGCCGAAGCGGGUGAAAAAGAAGAAGAAGAAGGUGGUAGCACCGAUGCUGCACAGCGGCGACGAGCGCAUGCCGGGCUUCUUGCUCUUGAACCUGGACCAAGUGCCCGUGACGCCGCCCCGGCGCCGGUGCGUCUCCAUUGAAACGAACCCGGCAUUGGACGCACCGCUGGACAUGUCGACCUUUCUGAUGCCGCCGAAGCCGAGUAUGCGCUACCAGCACUACUUUAUUGAAGACGAGUCCAACGACUUUAAAGACGCGUUCGCCGCACCGUUCUCGCUGCCGUCGCCGACGCCCAAUGCCACGUUCUACUUUCCUGGGCCGACCGACGACCCGGCGUGCGAGUGGUACCUUCCGUCGUCGGUGCUCUCGCAGUCCUCUGGCAGCCGCGAAGAGUGGAGUGCGUUCGGGUGGCGGCCCGACGACGAUGCCACGUAUCCAAAAGACCGCACGGUGUGGCGCGCCGAGGUCCCUGCACCGACGUCCCGGUGUUACAUCGAUGCGAGCACGUCCCCGACGCCGACAACGGUGCCCGACGAGCAGGCAACUCGCCUCGAGGCGCUGCAGCGGCAGUGCGACGAGUACGCCAGUAACGUGGUCGCGCUGACGACCGAGAUGGAGGCGCUGCAAGCAACGCUCACCCAGUGGAAGCAAGAGCAGGCGCCCGUCGUCCCGACGCCCGAGCCAGCUCCUUUUGUGUCCGUCCCUCUCCUGCCGCCCCGCAGCAAGCUGCACUGGGACAUUUGCGAAUUCGUAUCGCAGCUGCAAGCCGAGACACAGCACCGCCUCGUCGCCCACACGGCCGUGCGUCGCUUCUGCGUCUCGGCCGUCCAAGCGCUCUGGCCGCGGGCGCAGGUGCGGCCGUACGGGUCCUUUGUCACAGGCCUCUCGCUUCCAUCCAGCGAUCUGGACUUGGCCCCUGGUGUCCUCGAAGGCCGCAACGCGAUCAAAGAGACGUGGCAGCAGCACCUCGCGCGCAAGCUGCGCACCGAGCCUUGGGUCGUGCCCGAGUCGGUCAAGACGAUUCCGAACGCGUCGAUUCCGAUCAUUACAUUGCUGACGACGUCGCCGUACAACGUGCGGCUCGACAUUUCGUUCGAAGGCCCGGGGCACAACGGACUCGCCACGAACGACCUCGUGCACUCGUUCGUCCACGAGCUCCCGGCGCUGACGCCGCUCAUGCUCGUCCUCAAGACGUUCAUCAUUGAGCGCGGACUCGGCGUCGCGUACACUGGGGGCCUCUCGUCGUACGCCCUCUUGCUGCUCGUCACGCGCUUCUUGCAAGAGUUUGCCGGCGGCAACUGCUUUGAGGCGACCGUCGCGACGCAGUGCAACCAGUCGGUCUCGGCGCAGAGCGCGUCAGACUUUGGCACGAUGCUAUUGGGCUUUAUGGACUUUUACGGCAACAAGCUGGACCCGCGCGCGACCGGCAUUAGCGUCGCAACGCGCUCGUUCUUGAGCCGCGAGCACCACCAGUACGGCCCGGUCGCGCCGGGCUGGCACGCGGUGCAGAUGGAGCACGUGCAGUUUGAAAACCUCAACUUGUCGUCGCCCGGGUCCCGUCGCCAGCACCUCCACCAUCGCGACAACUGGGCGACGUACGACUACGACCCGCACAAGUUUGAUCCGGUGUACAUUGAAGACCCGCUCCGACCGGCCAACAACGUCGGGCGCAACUGCUUUCGCAUCAUGCAGAUCCGCCGCGCGCUCGCGAAUGCAGCCGUGACGCUGACCGAGCCGACGCCGCUGCCGUCGUCGCCGUACGUCGGCGGCGUCGCGCUGCACCAAACCAACCUGCUCCGCAGCAUUCUCUCGUGCACGGCCGAGCCCAAGUGGAAGUGCUUUACGUACCCCCACUGGUCCUCGAGGCGGCCACCGCGCUGGCGUCGCCCGUGCGCCACACGCCGCGCGAGCGCACGGUGACGUCGGCCUCCAAGAGCAAGGACAAGCACAAGCCCAAGCGCCGCCACAGCGCGUGCGUGAACGAUCUCCUCACCAAGCCCGUGCUCGACGACGG
Molecule: messenger RNA, 3253 nt
Organism: Saprolegnia parasitica CBS 223.65
Lineage: Eukaryota; Oomycota; Saprolegniomycetes; Saprolegniales; Saprolegniaceae
Exons: 10
Coding region: 1-3159 (1052 amino acids)
Biological process (GO): RNA 3'-end processing
Cellular component (GO): TRAMP complex; nucleolus
Molecular function (GO): mRNA binding; poly(A) RNA polymerase activity
Source: RefSeq, a predicted model, not a curated record